UCCGAAGACAACCUAAACAAGCUACUAUUAUUUAAAAAGGUGGAAAUUGACGCAACAAAACCCUGAGACCCCAACACCUCAAUCUGUCCUUAAGAAUGAGUAUUCAUGUAGACGAACCACUAACACCGGCCGGCCGCUUGUUCGUACAGCCGGCGACGGAGCAGAUCAUCAACUGUGUUCUCGGACUGGAUCGUCCUGUCGGAGUAGAACUUGUACGAUCUGUCAUCUCUGAUUCUCUCGUUAUAAAGCACCCAAGAUUCACCAGCCUUUUGGUCAAUGAUAAUCACGGCCGUGAACGCUGGAAAAAAGUCGAACUCGAUAUCAACCGGCAUAUCAUCUUUCUCCCUGACGCCGUCGGCAGCAACGAUGACGACGAGGCGACGGUCAACGACUACAUCGCCGACCUCACAGUCUCGUCUCCGCUCAGCACCGAUAAGCCUCUGUGGGAGGUACACAUCUUGCCUGCGCACAAAUGCGUUGUGCUGCGCCUCCAUCACUCGCUCGGCGACGGAGUGUCUCUCCUGUCGUUGAUGUUGACUAUGUGUAGAAAAGUCAGCGACGCCGAUAGGAUGCCGACAAUCGAACUACCUCCAUCUUCGAGGAGCCACCGUAGGGAGGGUGGCGGAGAAAGAUUAUGGAAGUGGUUGAAAAUGAUAUGGUUUACGUUGAUUUAUAUGUUUGAGUUUCUUUUGAGGUCUUUGUGGCUCCGGGAUAAGAAGACGGUGGUGAGAGGCGGAGCAGGCGUGGAGCUGUGGCCGAGGAAACUGGUGACCGCCACGUUUCGCCUUGAGGAUUUGAAAACGGUUAAGAACGUCUUCGUAAACACUACCAUCAAUGACGUCCUGUUUGGUGUGAUAUCAUCGGGGCUUUCAAGAUAUUUGGAUAAUCACUCACCAAAACCUCUUCAAGAAGGGCUUAGAAUAACAGGUGCAGCCAUGGUUAAUCUGAGGCCAUCACAAGGACUCCAGGAAUUCACUGAAUUAAUGAAGAGUGGUUCAAAAUCAAGGUGGGGAAACAAGUUUGGUAUGAUGCUCUUACCAAUUUACUACCAUAAAAAUGGCUCUGAUCCUCUGCAAUAUUUGAAGAGAGCCAAGACGAUGAUCGACAGGAAGAAGCUAUCUUUAGAAGCUUUUCUAUCAUACAAAAUCGGCUACUUUAUUAUGAGAUGCUUGGGACCAAAGUUUGCAAGUUUGCUUAAUUACAGGAUAAUUUGUAACACUAGUUUCACGAUUUCAAAUGUGAUUGGCCCGAAAGAAGAGUUUAUGAUUGCAGGCAUCCCGGUUACCUACAUUAGAACCACGUCUUCAAGCUUAGCACAUGCAAUUACUAUGCAUAUGGUGAGUUAUGCAGGAAAGGCAGACAUGCAAAUUCUUGUUGCUAAAGACAUCAUUCCUUACCCAGAAAAAUUAGCAAAAUGUUUCGAAGAUGCGCUGUUAGAAAUGAAGGAAGCUGCAUUGAAAAUAAAGGGUGAAAAGCCCAAUAAUUUCCCAGAAAAUUUGGCUUAAAAAACUAUCAGAUAUCAUGUAGAGGCUUCUCUAAAGCCCACAUAUUAUCCAUUUAACUUAGAGACCAUUAAUUAUUUUAUAUAUAAUUAUUAUUUUUA
Messenger RNA from Lactuca sativa (garden lettuce), 1603 nucleotides. Its product is annotated as wax ester synthase/diacylglycerol acyltransferase 11. NCBI's taxonomy places the organism in Eukaryota, Viridiplantae, Streptophyta, Magnoliopsida, Asterales, Asteraceae. Gene Ontology annotation, cellular component: plasma membrane. Gene Ontology annotation, molecular function: diacylglycerol O-acyltransferase activity. Gene Ontology annotation, biological process: triglyceride biosynthetic process. The record is from RefSeq and is a predicted model, not a curated record.